This is a messenger RNA of Drosophila ficusphila, 1315 nucleotides long. RefSeq lists its product as uncharacterized. The record is from RefSeq and is a predicted model, not a curated record. The coding region runs from base 209 to 835 and encodes 208 amino acids. NCBI's taxonomy places the organism in Eukaryota, Metazoa, Arthropoda, Insecta, Diptera, Drosophilidae. The transcript is spliced from 2 exons.
AGCUCUAUUGUUUAGUGCUUAUUGAUGGUUGCGUUCCAUCCUUAGUUAUAAACAACUUUGCAAAUCUGCAGACAAUACAAUACGAAAACAUUAAUCACAUAAAUAACACAAGUAUUUUUAUGGCAACUAUUAGUCGGAAGCAAGCUCAAGCCAAGCUUAAAAUUUUGUAUGCGAUUAUUACGCAUAUCUUUUAAAUUGGGGGUUAAAGAUGUCAGCCCAUGAAAGAUUCCAGACUUACUUCUCACAGCUGAAUUCCAUUUCUGUAAAAAUAACGCAGGAUGUAAAUCGAGUUAAAUCUGCAUUCAGUCGAGAUGCAUGGCUUACACUUACUCUUAAUGAACAAGAACAAAUACUAAACAGCCAAUUAAUACAUCCUGAUAUAUCUACUAAGUACUACAAUAUAUAUAAAAGAGACGGUAUAUCAGGAAAACCACAAUUAGGAAAAGAAACUUCAAAAAACGGAGAACAGAGAUCUUUUUAUAGUGACUUUAUAUAUUCAUUUAAUGGUCAGGAUUUGCACACAUAUAUUUACCAAAAUGUUGGAUUAAAAAUAUUGCAUGACGAAAAUAUCAGAGAUUGUCGUGAUGAACAUUCAUUUCCCUUCAGUUUCCGAUCAAAAUCGCAAAUAAACUUACCAUCAAAAGAAGUAGCUAAUAUUUCUCUUUUCAAAGUUCCUAUUGAUGUAACAAAAUCCGCUCAUUUAAAAUUAACGACGAAUAGUCCGAAAAAACAACAAAUUGGCUGCCUCCAAAGCCAAGUUAAUGACGACGUGAACCAAAGUGGAAAUAAAUGUAACAUAAGUGAUAAAGGCAAAAAAAAGUAUAUCAAUUUAUAAUAAUGAUGACUAUUUUAAUUCAACUGAACAGUUGCAAUUACUUUUAACAUUUGGAUCAAAAAGCAGUAUUUCAACCGAUUUGUCUGAUAAUGAAAUAGAAUAUAAAGACGUAUGUCAAGAAGAGAAUGCUAAACUUUUAACGCCCGAUUUGCAAGUCCCUAAGGGAUUUGACUUUCUUAGUAAUUGGUAAAAUUUGCUUAAUGAAUAUACAAUAUAAUAUACAAAAAAUAGCAAAUAGGGAGCGAAUAUAUUUUAAGCAAAAUCGUUUAAUCCUACUUUUUUUAACAUUCUAGUUCAGUCUUAAUUCUUUUCAUUUCACCGUAGUCUGUAAACAAAUCUAUUAAAAAAAACACAAAGAUUCAAUAUAGUUUCUGAAAUCGUUUUAUCAAAAUACCCUAAUGGUAGUCUGUCAAAAUAAAUAGAACAUAGGUUAAAGAUUACUUUACCAUAUAGCUGCCCUAAUAAACUGCGAAAAAUCUA